AUAUAGGAUUUGCCGGUCUUCCCGACACCGAUUAACCCACGACCAAACACCCCUUCCGGACUCUUCUCCUCCACCGCCGGAGUACGCCUCGUACCGGAGCUGCUCUCCGGCCUGCUCGUCCUCCCCUCCAUCGCAUCCGGACCGGCUGCUCCUCCCCCCUUCCUAUCGAAUUCUUGUCUGCCAUGGGUGAUUACAAGAUCCAGAUAAGCACCGAGUUGAUCAACCAGCUCGCCCGCGAUGAUGAGAAGGUGAAAAGGAAGGUCAGGAAACCCAAGCCUAAGAAGGCUGUGGAACAACGAGAUGGGCCUCAGGACAAUGGCAGGGAGCUUCCAGGUGAGCCCAAGAUUAACCCCACUCCUGCUCCUGGGUGGCAGCUGCCACCCCCCUUGUACCUGCCAGCGACCCCUGCGCCUCCGCCACCACCGUCGCCCACAAUCCAGGAGGUGGAGGCCAUACGCACCAUCGUGGCAGAGAGUGAAAAGGUGCUGGAGAAGCUUGACAAGCAGGGGGCCGGGAUGCAGCAGGAGCUCACCAGGAGAGCCAAGGAGCUGCACGACCGGGAGUUCAAGCUGCCCUACCAGAACCCAGUGCCGUGCGCCGACGAGAAGGCGGACUGCCGCGAGUGCUACGUGAGCAAUGCUGCCCAAGACCCACUCAAGUGCGCCGAGGCUGUCAGGAGGUUCGAGGCGUGCGUCCGCAUGGCCAGGCACAGCGGCGGGGUGCAAGUUGGUCAAUAGUACCGUAGCUAGUCGUAAUGAGUGAGUGAGCCGGCACACGAUUUUGCGUUGAAUAAUCUGAGUUUUUGGUGAGACCUGAAACGCCAUUGUAGAUCAAUUAUGGUUAAGGGAUUGCUAGGCACCCGUUUACUGUGACACGCCUGGGUCAGUGUCCUUGAAUUUACGGGUUCCAUGUUACAUACUUUCUGCUGCAAAAUGGACAUGAAUUGCAGGUACAAA
Lolium perenne is the source of this 956-nucleotide messenger RNA. RefSeq lists its product as uncharacterized. The record is from RefSeq and is a predicted model, not a curated record. NCBI's taxonomy places the organism in Eukaryota, Viridiplantae, Streptophyta, Magnoliopsida, Poales, Poaceae.